AGCGCUCCAGCCGCGUCUCUGCGCACCACCCCGUAGCGGAGAGCUUUGUGCUCAAGCUCCCCCUGCAAGUCCGCGAUGGAGCCCGGGAGCAGUAACGAGGCCGCGGCGGAGCCGGGGAGAGCCCGGGUUAGGAGGAGGAGUGGCCAAGGGAGCAAGGAUUGAAUUAAGUAACUACAUCCGGGGUGUGGAGAAAACGAAGAAGUCUUGGAGGAUUUGAUCCAGGAGAGAGGCAAGCGUUACCUAGCUUCUGGGAUGGGCCACAGCCUGUGCAGUGUGGAUCAGAGAGGAGGAAAUGCCACAAUGUGAGGGACUGGACAGGGCCUUGUGCCAUGGCAGAGAAUGGGGAAGAGGAGACGGGGUCAGUAGAGGCCUCAGGGUUCUCAGACUUGAGUGACUCAGAGUUGCUAGAGUAUCUGGACCUGGAAGAUACUCAGGAGUCAAGUGCAUCACUUAGCAAGCCUGGUCCUUCUUCUGAACUCCCUGGGAAGGAUGACAAGCUCACAAGCUUACCAAAAUGGAAAAGAGGAUUGGAUGUCUCAUCACCUAUGGAGCGAUUCCACCUUAAAUAUUUGUAUGUCACUGACUUGUCUACUCAAGACUGGUGUGAACAGCAAAUGGUAUAUGGGAAGGAGCUUCCUGGUUUCUUGGCUCCUGAGAAGGCAGCUGUUUUGGACACCGGUGCCAGCAUCCACCUAGCUAGAGAACUAGAAGUUCAUGAUCUUGUGACUGUCCCCACCACCACUAAAGAAGAUGCUUGGGCAGUUAAGUUUUUGAAUAUAUUAUCAAUGAUUCCUGUCCUGCAGUCAGAAGGACGCAUCAGAGAGUUUCCAGUGUUUGGAGAAGUGGAGGGUGUGCUGCUUGUUGGAGUAAUUGAUGAGCUGCACUAUACCGCCAAGGGGGAACUGGAACUGGCUGAACUUAAGACACGCAGGCGCCCUAUGCUCCCUUCGGAAGCUCAGAAGAAAAAAGACUGUUUUCAAAUCAGCCUAUACAAAUAUAUCUUUGAUGCCAUGGUUCAAGGGAAAGUGACCAGCGCUAGCCUAAUCCACCACACAAAAUUAUGUCCAGACAAGCCACUGGGACCUUCAGUGCUGAGGCAUGCCCGGCAGGGAGGCUUCUCUGUAAAGUCCUUGGGUGACCUCAUGGAGCUAGUCUUCUUGUCUCUAACACUGUCUGACCUCCCAGUUAUUGAUAUCCUAAAGAUUGAGUACAUCCACCAAGAGACUGCCACAGUGCUGGGUACAGAGAUUGUGGCCUUUGAAGAGAAGGAGGUGAGAGGCAAGGUGCAGCACUAUAUGGCCUACUGGAUGGGCCACCGAGAGCCUCAAGGGGUUGAUGUGGAGGAGGCUUGGAAGUGCCGGACAUGCAACUAUGCAGAUAUCUGUGAAUGGAGGAAGGGUGGUGGGGUGCCCAGCUCCAUUCUAGAGCCCCUAGCCAAAAAAGUGAAAUGAACAGAAGGGUAUGCCUUCAGGAACUUUCAGCCUCCCUGCUUCUAAUGUGCUCAGCAGAGGAAAAGAGGACCAAUUUUUGAACUUAGCUUUCAUGGAGAAUAUUCUUAUUUUGGUUCUUUUCAUAUUUCCUCAAACUCUAACCACUCAAGUCAAGACCAAGUUUCAGGGGUGAGUGGGAGGAAUCUGGAGCUAUAGGUCCCUGGAACUUUGCUGUUAAUUGCCAAGAAGACAGUUGCUCAUCGUGGCUGGAGCAAAGGGCAUCCUUCAGCAAUCAUUGCUUUCCUAAGAAGAUCCUAAACUUUCUGUUAAGUCCCUUCCCUGUUUUUUCUUAGUUAACACUUUCUACGUUUUAUAUAAUAAAAUAGAAUGAAAUGCUG
Lynx canadensis (Canada lynx) is the source of this 1828-nucleotide messenger RNA. RefSeq names its product exonuclease 5 (gene EXO5). Gene Ontology annotation, biological process: interstrand cross-link repair. Gene Ontology annotation, cellular component: nucleus. Gene Ontology annotation, molecular function: single-stranded DNA 5'-3' DNA exonuclease activity. The transcript has 3 exons. The record is from RefSeq and is a predicted model, not a curated record. Lineage: Eukaryota; Metazoa; Chordata; Mammalia; Carnivora; Felidae. Bases 330 to 1451 code for a protein of 373 amino acids.